Molecule: messenger RNA, 764 nt
Organism: Calliphora vicina (urban bluebottle blowfly)
Lineage: Eukaryota; Metazoa; Arthropoda; Insecta; Diptera; Calliphoridae
Product: armadillo repeat-containing protein 7
Exons: 3
Coding region: 29-622 (197 amino acids)
Source: RefSeq, a predicted model, not a curated record
UAUUUAAUAUACAUAAUCAUAUCAGACUAUGUUUAGUUCCCAUAAUCAUUUAAAAAGAAAAACUCCUGAACAGGGAAUUAAUCGUCAAGAAUUUAUCGAACAUUUGGUUGAAGAAUAUUACACCUCUACUAAUGCAGAAGCCCAAGAACAAGUAACAGCAAAUUUAGCUAAUUUUGCAUAUGAUCCUAUCAAUUGGGAUUAUCUCAAAACUGCCGAAGUUUUAAAAUUAUUUUUUGAACUACUGCAGACACCAAAUGAAAAAUUUCAAUUACAUGGUUCGGCAGGAUUGUGUAAUAUUUGUUUAGACCACGAAGCCCACAAUUAUAUUGUUAAAUCUCAAAAUUUUAACAAAAUUAAGGAUUUAUUAAUAAAAACCAAAAAUCUAAACGUUAUCUUAAAUAUUUUAACCUUGCUGUAUCAAUUGUUGUCACACUCGGAAUCAACUAAAAACUUCAUUCUAUGUGGAACGAUUUUGAAACAAAUCCAACAUUUUAAGACUCUAUACGAAAAGGAUCAACGUAUUGUAAAUAUUAGUGUCUUGUUGAUAGAGGAGUUUGGCAAACGCUAUGAACUUGUUAAAGUUAACACCAAGAUACCGUUUAAUGACAAGAUGGCUAAGUAAACAUCAGCAGUCAAUAUUCCUAAAACCCGAAUUGAAAAUUAUCAAACGAUUUACUCAAAAAGAUCUGGAUAACUUUUCACAAUUAACAGGAGACUUUAAUUAUAUACACACUGAGGACGUGCCACAGGAAAAACGAAAAGUU